UCAAGAAACUAAUUAUUCUUCACAAAAACCCUUUCAUUUAUACCUCUCCUUCUUCUACACCCUCCCAACUCCCACCCCAACAACACACUUCAUUUUCGUUUCUUCAUUUUUAACCAUAAAAAUGAAAACCAAAAUCUGGGUUCUGGAGAUCCUCCUCCUCUUUCUACAUUAUUUCUUUCUGGGGGGAGCAAUGGCAGCGGAGGCGGGGAUGCCGGUGAUGGCGGCGCCGGCGGAAGGGAACACGACGUUCAUAGAUGGGACUACGUGGUGUGUGGCGAAGGCUGGAGUUUCACAGAUUGAUUUGCAAAAUGCUUUGGAUUGGGCUUGUGGAAUGGGGAAAGCAGAUUGUAGAGCCAUCCAAAAGGGAGGGCGUUGUUAUGAACCGGAUACUCUCUUGUCUCAUGCUUCUUUUGCAUUUAAUAGCUAUUAUCAACAAAAUGGCAACUCUGAUAUUGCUUGCAAUUUUGGUGGUUGUGCUACUUUGACUAAGAAAGACCCAAGUUAUGGGAAAUGUGAUUAUUCUGCAUCCAGUUCAACGAACUCGGCACCUUCAAAAUCCAAGAACAGUCCAACCCAUAUCUGCCUGAAGUUGGUUUCUGUGGUUUCUGUGGUUCUAAAUUUAUAUUUUGGAAGCUCAUGAAUGAUUUGAUUUUGGGCGAUUAACAAAAGCCAAGUUGAAUCUGAAAGGAAGGAAAGGAGACAAAAAGAAAAAGGCAAAGAAUAUUGGAUUAUGAGUUAGUUAAUUAACAUUUUGUAAAUUGUUAUGAUUUUUGCUUAGCUUUUAUUCUUCUCUUUGUCGAUGGUUUAGGAAUCUAGUUUGAUCUCCCCAUGUCUCAUUUUUCAACAUUAUUCUCAAUUUAUUCUUACUUUCUUUUCUAUAA
Cucumis sativus (cucumber) is the source of this 881-nucleotide messenger RNA. Its product is annotated as major pollen allergen Ole e 10. The record is from RefSeq and is a predicted model, not a curated record. The transcript has 4 exons. Bases 122 to 640 code for a protein of 172 amino acids. Lineage: Eukaryota; Viridiplantae; Streptophyta; Magnoliopsida; Cucurbitales; Cucurbitaceae.